Diaporthe batatas is the source of this 1965-nucleotide messenger RNA. RefSeq lists its product as uncharacterized. Lineage: Eukaryota; Fungi; Ascomycota; Sordariomycetes; Diaporthales; Diaporthaceae. Bases 1 to 1965 code for a protein of 654 amino acids. The transcript has a single exon. The record is from RefSeq and is a predicted model, not a curated record. Gene Ontology annotation, molecular function: protein binding.
AUGGACUCUCUGGUGGCGCCCACGGGCGAGGAGAUGUUGCGAAUAGCAGAGGUGCAACUUGUUCGAGAGCAACAAGAGAAGCGCAAGUCUCGCGAAAAGGAAAAGGAACAAAAGCGCAGAUCCACGGAGGCACCACAGCCCAGCCCAACUAUGGACUCCAGGAACCGACCUCAUCGCAGUAGUAUCUUUGGCCGACACAAGGAUCACUCUCCAUCCCGCAACACCAGCGCCCUGGCCGCCGCUGUCGCAAGUGCCACAGCCGUGGGGACGGGUCAUGACAGCGAUGACAUAUUGCGCCAUCGGGCUGCUACGAUGAUUCAGCGCACGUAUCGGGGUUACAAGACUCGAAGAGAAAUGAGGGGCCUGGGCUUAAACGCCAAUUCCAGGUGGACGCACGCCUUGAGGGAGCUCCAGUUCAGGACGGUCACUACCCCGAGAGCAAGACAUGACACCGUCACAUCAGUACCUGGGGACUUCGAGGCUGACCAUGAAGACACGGAAGCUGCAAAGCGGUCGAAAUCAGCUCGAUACAACUGGCACAAGAUCGCGACGAUCGCGAGGAGGGCAGGUGGCGAUCUGGAAGACGACCAUAGUAGCUCUAGUGACUCAGACUCGGACUCGGAUUCAGGCCCAGAAACCUCUGACAAGAAGGGGGAGACCCGUCAGAAGAGGAAGGAGACCAGAGCUAGGAGGCGAAACGAUGCGACAAUGAUGAUGGGCUUGCAGUACUUUCUCGAGAUGGUCGACCUCAAACACCGUUACGGGUCUAACCUGAGGCAGUAUCACGAAGAAUGGAAAAAGGCAGAUACACACGAAAACUUCUUCUACUGGCUGGAUCAUGGCGAUGGGCGGCACGUCGAAUUGAGCACAUGCCCACGCGACCGGUUGGAGAGGGAACAGGUGCGAUACCUCUCGCGGGAAGAGCGCCAAUACUACCUGGUCAAAGUCGACCUGGACGGCAGGUUGUGUUGGGCCAAGAACGGGGCUCGGAUCGAUACCACAGAAGACUGGAGGGAUAGCAUUCACGGCAUUGUUCCGAUCGACGACACGGAGACGCCUGCCUUCCAACCAAAGUCCACGUACCCAAACCAGCCCAGGCUGUUCCCGAGUGACCCAAGUUCCAGGGCGAGCAGUAUCAGCACCGCAUCUGAAUCCGAGCGCGAGGCUGCUCGCGCGGCUAAAUACGCAUCGCCGGGCGUGACUGAUGCGAAAGGGGUCAAGAAGGUAACACAUAUCUCCGCCUCUACGAUCUUCAACACACUCUUGCGGAAGUCGGUUCGCAAAAACACGUGGAUCUUUGUCGCAGACACGAGCUUCCGGUUAUACGUCGGCAUUAAAGACAGCGGUGCCUUUCAGCAUUCCUCAUUCGUCCAGGGGUCACGCAUCUCCGCCGCGGGCCUCAUCAAGAUAAAAAAUGGCAGGCUUGCAAGCCUGAGUCCGCUCUCGGGUCAUUAUCGGCCGCCGGCGUCAAACUUCAGGGCUUUUGUCCGCAACCUCAAGGACGAAGGCGUGGAUAUGUCUCACGUUUCAAUAUCCAAGUCUUACGCUGUCCUGGUGGGGCUUGAGACGUACAUAAAAACGCGGCAGAAGGGCAAGAAGCUUCUUCAGAGGACAGCGCACCAGAAAGACAAGGUGAUUCAUCCCGAGGAGGCCCAGAGGCGCGAGGAGGACGCGCGCGACAAGUCGCAGAGUGCAGAAACGGAAAGGCGGUUCCUCGAGAAGCAGCAGGAGGAGGAUGACAAGAAGCGAGGGGAGAAUAGGGCCACUGCCAAGGUGAUGCAGAAGCUGAGGCUGACGUCAACGGCAACAGAUGGCCAGAAGAGCGGGACCGCUGAGGAAAAGGGGAAGGAGACCAAGCCAAAGAAGUUACCGGUAGCCCUGCAUCGACGGGUGCAGAGCAGAGCAGAGCAGAGCAGAGCAGAGCAGAGCAGAGCAGAGCAGAGCAGGCCAGAUGUUGCGACGUGA